Tyto alba (common barn owl) is the source of this 10792-nucleotide messenger RNA. RefSeq names its product erbb2 interacting protein (gene ERBIN). Gene Ontology annotation, molecular function: protein binding. The record is from RefSeq and is a predicted model, not a curated record. The coding region runs from base 438 to 4802 and encodes 1454 amino acids. Gene Ontology annotation, biological process: neurotransmitter receptor transport, endosome to postsynaptic membrane; neurotransmitter receptor transport postsynaptic membrane to endosome. The transcript is spliced from 28 exons. Gene Ontology annotation, cellular component: postsynaptic membrane; adherens junction; postsynaptic density. NCBI's taxonomy places the organism in Eukaryota, Metazoa, Chordata, Aves, Strigiformes, Tytonidae.
GGCAGAGCCCGGCGCCGCCGCGGGCAGGGCCCGGGCAGAGCCCGGCCCCGCUGCCGCCCUCCCCCCGUGCACACGCACGUCGCACGCUCCGCUCCGCGAACGCCCCUGUCGAAAGCUGUUGCAUCUGCUCCCUCCCCCCGCCUUCUCUGCCCUCCUUCCCCCUUAACGAGAAGAAAACUCGAUUGGAUUUAAUAUAUUUCCUUGGGGUCGGAAGAAACUCCUGCCUGCUAGAUCUGGCUUAGACGCCCGACGGACGAGAUCCUGUGGAUGGUUUAAUAAACUCUGUUCUGCGUCCUGGUGAUUCUGUGGUCCAAGUUCAGAAACUGAUUCAAACUCUGAUGGUGUGAAUUGGCAGUGGUGGAGUGAUUCGGAAUGUUGGCUUUGAAAGCUCAGGGAAGAAGCAGCAGGGAAAAAACAGUAACACAGUGUGCCUGAAAAUGACAACAAAGCGGAAUUUGUUUGUGCGGCUGGUGCCAUGCCGCUGUCUUCGUGGAGAGGAGGAAACAGUCACUACACUUGAUUAUUCUCACUGCAACCUGGAACAGGUGCCUAAGGAGAUUUUGACUUUUGAAAAGACCUUAGAAGAACUCUAUUUAGAUGCUAAUCAGAUUGAGGAGCUUCCAAAGCAACUUUUUAACUGUCAGUCUCUGCACAAGCUGAGUUUGCCAGACAAUGAUCUAACCACAUUGCCAGCAUCCAUUGCAAAUCUCAUUAAUCUCAGGGAACUGGAUGUCAGCAAGAAUGGCAUACAGGAGUUUCCAGAAAAUAUAAAAAACUGUAAAUUCUUGACAGUUGUUGAGGCCAGCGUAAAUCCAAUUUCAAAGCUUCCGGAUGGAUUUUCCCAACUGUUAAACCUAACGCAGCUGUACCUGAACGAUGCUUUUCUUGAGUUUUUGCCAGCCAAUUUUGGCAGAUUAACUAAACUCCAGAUAUUGGAACUUAGAGAAAACCAGUUAAAAAUAUUGCCAAAAACCAUGUCCAGACUGACUCAGCUGGAGAGACUGGACUUAGGAAGUAAUGAAUUCACAGAAGUGCCUGAAGUACUUGAACAACUGAGUGGGUUAAAGGAAUUUUGGAUGGAUGGUAAUAGACUGACACUUAUUCCAGGGUUCAUAGGCACUUUGAAAGAACUGACCUAUUUGGACGUUUCUAAAAACAACAUUGAAGUAGUUGAAGAAGGUAUUUCAGGUUGUGAAGGCCUGCAAGACCUACUGUUAUCCAGUAAUGCACUUCAGCAACUGCCAGAGUCUAUUGGUUCCCUGAAGAAGGUAACAACACUUAAAAUAGAUGAAAACCAGUUAAUUUAUUUGCCAGACUCCAUAGGAGGGUUAAUAUCAGUAGAAGAACUGGACUGUAGUUUCAAUGAGAUUGAAACAUUGCCUUCAUCUGUUGGGCAGCUCUCUAAUAUAAGGACAUUUGCUGCAGAUCAUAACUUUUUAACACAGCUGCCAUCAGAGAUUGGAAACUGGAAGCAUGUAACAGUGUUGUUUCUGCAUUCUAAUAAGCUUGAGUUUCUCCCUGAAGAAAUGGGUGAUAUGCAGAAAUUAAAAGUGAUCAAUCUGAGUGACAAUAGACUGAAGAAUUUGCCAUUUACCUUUACAAAACUACAACAGCUCACCGCUAUGUGGCUAUCAGACAAUCAGUCUAAACCACUUAUCCCUCUUCAAAAAGAAGCUGACCCUGACACGCAGAAAACAGUACUUACUAAUUACAUGUUCCCCCAGCAACCAAGGACUGAGGAUGUUAUGUUCAUAUCUGAUAAUGAAAGUUUCAAUCCAUCUCUGUGGGAGGAACAGCGGAAACAGCGUGCUCAGGUGGCAUUUGAGUGUGAUGAAGACAAAGAUGAGAGAGAGGUACCGCCCCGGGAAGGCAACCUGAAGAGAUAUCCAACUCCAUAUCCUGAUGAACUGAAGAAUAUGGUCAAAACAGUCCAGACAAUUGUACAUAGGCUAAAGGAUGAAGAAUCUACUGAAGACACUGUUGAGGAGUCAAAACGAGAAGGCCAGACAAUUUCUGUAAAAGAUGUGGGAGUAAAGACUUCAGAAGCUGCUUCAAUAAAGAACAAAGCAGAUGAGAGAAAGCAAUAUUCAGCAGGCAGCCCUGUGCAGAAGUCUACUGAACCAGAGGCUGAGCACAGCACCACAAAUUCACACAUGACUGCACUUGUUAAAACCUUGCAGAACACUCAAACAAUUGUCAACGAUGGAGACAUGCUCGAGGAGUCAGAAGAACUCUCCUCUGAUGAUGAAAUGAAAAUGGCAGAAAUGCGACCACCACUGAUAGAAACCUCCAUAAACCAACCAAAAGUGGUAGCUCUUAGCAAUAACAAAAAAGAUGAUUCAAAAUAUGCUGAUUCCUUAUCAGAUGAAGCUACCCACAAUAGCAAUCAGAAUAACAGCAACUGUUCCUCUCCUUCUCGAAUGUCAGAUUCUGUUUCCUUAAAUACUGAAAGUAGCCAAGAUAUUUCUAUCUGCUCUCCAGACAAAGAAACACAUGCUGGUGUUUUAUCCAAGAUCAGGCAAGAAGAUGAAAAUCUGAAUAACCUUUUGCAAAAUGGAGGUGAACUGAGCAUUACAGUAGAAGAAAAAAUAAACGUGCAAGAGAAGGUUACAAAUUUGUCUGAAUAUGAACUAAACAUUGAAGAAAGAUUAGGCCUGAUAGGAAAGGGUGUUGAUCUAAGCACUCCUAUAGAGGAGUCUCACAAAUUAGACCAAAUAAACAUGAAUAUCAAUGAACUGGUUAGUGAAGAGGCAGUGCCAGUUCCUGCAGAAAGGUUAGAAUCACAGGAAAUAGCUUCAGUAAAGGGCUUUUUGAAUAACAACAGGAAAGAAGAAAGUGAGCACUUGGAAAAUGGAAAUAAAUAUCCUAUAAAUAAAGUAAAUGGACAUCCUGAGGAAGCAGUACAGUCUCCCAGUAAAGACAAACUAACAAGAAGCACUACGGUUGAUGGCGAUUCUGCUGAGCUGUCUAUUUCAAGGAGCACUGAAGAUUUGUCCCCACAGAGAAGUGGUCCUGUGAUGAAAUCUCACAGCGUCACCAGUAUGGACACUGGUGGUCUGAAAAUCUACGAUACUGUCAAUGAGAAUGGAUCUCAACAGUCAAACUCGGUGGUAAAAUCAGCAUCUAAUAGUGCAGAUGGAAAAAACAUAGUCCGAAGUAAAUCUGCUACUCUUCUGUAUGAUCAGCCUUUGCAAGUUUUUCCAGGAUCAUCAUCAUCAUCUGACUUAGUAUCUUCUGCAAAAACUGUGUUUAAGUUUGAUUCAAAUCACAAUCCGGAAGAUGCUAAUGUAGCGAGAGGAUCAGUGACGAGUGGUGCACAGAUGUUCUCUGCUCCCCAGUAUAAUAUUCAGUACAGCAGCAGUGCAACAGCAAAAGAUACCUUGUGGCCCCAGAAACAAAAUACCCAAGUAGAACAAGGCAGCUUACCUCCUUCACGUCUGCUUCGGUCUGACAGUACAGAAAACCCCAGCUAUAUAAAGCAUGCUGCCAAUAUGAAUUUCUCCAAUCAUAACAAUGUCCGAGCCAGCACUGUGUAUAAUACCCAUCAACGGAUGGCUGGGAGACAUACAGAUAUGUGGGCUAUUCCACUGAAUGACAGACUGUUCCCAGGAGCAGCCAGACACACUCUUCAAAGGCAGAGCAGUGUGUCUUCUACAGCUUCUAUAAAUGUUGGGGAUACUGGACCUUCAAGGCGGACGCAGGUUCCUGAAGGGGACUAUUUAACAUACAGAGAUUUGCAUUCAGUGGGAAGAGCUCCACCAGUGAUGUCUGGGCAGCAGAGACCUCUUUCUGCCAGGACAUAUAGCAUUGAUGGUCCAAAUGUACCUCGACCACAGAGUGCUCGGCCAUCAGUGAAUGAAAUACCAGAAAGGACUAUGUCAGUUAGUGACUUCAAUUACUCACGGACUAGCCCUUCAAAGAGGUCAAACCCAAGGGUUAGCUCUGAGCACUCUUUAUUAGAACAUCCAGGAAAAAGUAAAGUCCCUCAUGACUGGAGGGAACAGGUGCUGCGACAUAUUGAGGCUAAAAAGCUAGAAAAGAGCAUGCUGUCUAGGUCCUUUAAUUCCAAUUACGCUGCAGUUAGCAGCUUUCACUAUGGCAGCUCUAGGGAUCUGCAUGGCAGCCAGGGUAGUGUUGCCUUGAGUGUUGCAGACGGAAGAGGUUCUGGUGUGCACAUUGUUCGACAUCCCCAGGCUUCUACUCCAGGAGACCAAUGCCAGGAUGAAGUAUUCAUUUCAGGACAGCAGAAUUACUCAUCUGCCACACUUAAUCUCAAAGAUGUUCCUCUAGACAGCAUGAAAAAAAUAGCUGUGCAGUUACCUUUGACAAAUGGACAAAUGUGCCAGCCUCAGAGACCUCAGACAAACUACAGCCAAGUCCAUCAUCUCCCUCCUCAAUCAUCAGUAGCAAGACAUCCGUCUAGGGAGCAAUUAAUUGAUUACCUGAUGUUGAAAGUUGCCCACCAUCCUCCCUAUGCCCCGUCCCAGUGUUCUCCCAGACAAAGCCAUGAGUUGGCAAAGCAAGAGAUUCGAGUGAGAAUUGACAAGGAUCCAGAACUUGGAUUUAGUAUAUCAGGAGGUGUUGGUGGUAGAGGGAAUCCAUUCAGACCUGAAGAUGAUGGUAUAUUUGUAACCAGAGUGCAACCAGAAGGACCAGCAUCUAAGUUGUUGCAGCCUGGAGAUAAAAUAAUUCAGGCUAAUGGAUACAGCUUCAUCAAUAUUGAUCAUGGACAAGCAGUAUCUUUGCUAAAGACUUUUCAGAAUGCAGUGGAACUCAUCAUUGUGCGAGAAGUUUCUUCAUAAAUACUGUGGAUUGGGGGAAAAGCUGGCAGGAUUCAUUGAAGCAGUUACAUGAAACUGAAUAUUUUGCCUAUUUUUAUACAUGAAAGGAGCUUGAAAAGAAUUAUGAUCAAAAUUUGUACAGAAAAUACUGAACUUGUGGUUAAAGGGGGAAAAACCACUGUAUAGAACAUACAGGAAAUAAUUUUGGAAAUGCAUAUGGUAAAUAAACUUGUUUUUAAGCAUUAUAGCAAUCUAAGGAUCACUCCUCCAAGAACAAACCUGUGUUGUUUUUUUGUACAGAUGGUAGGUUUAUUUUUGGAUAAUUCAUACACAUUACCAAACUUUGUGCAACACUCUGCAAAGCCUUGGUUGUAGCCAAGGGGCAGAUGGCAGGGCUGUCUGUCCUGUAGCUGUUUAUUGCCUUUAUUUUUAUUCACCAGAUAUUCAUGUGUUACGCUGAAACCACUUCUGUAGAUAUGGACAGGAGAUAUGAAAUGUUGGCUUUGCUAUGUGCACAUUGUAUAGAUGAAUGGGUAGAUGGAAGGUGGUGCUGGUUGGACAGAAUAAAGGUCAGGUGAAACGAUUAUCUGCUAUCCAAAUUUGGAAUCAGGAAAGCAGAAAAAGUGUUUAGUUCUGGAGUGUUACGUCUACCAAUAGAAAAUGCAACAAAAGCUUAUGGUGAUUUUUAGGAAGAUUGUAACUACAAAUUUGUGAUAUUCUACAGGAUUUGUUCUUAUUGUAGUCAUGGAAUAUUCAUUUGCCACAUGUGAUUCAUGUUUAGUUGGGUUUUCUUGCAUACAUAAUCUUUUCAACUGUACUGUGGAAAUGUGCCCAGAGGUUUUUCUCUGCCAUGGAAAUCCCCAAUUUUGUGCAAAUGGUGAUACUUUCAUCUUUAUAAAAAGUAUUCCAUUUAACUUUAUAGAUUUAAAAAAUGAAACUGAAAUGGCCAGUUUUUAAGGUUGUUACCUGUAAUGUAUAUCUAAACAAACACAACAGAGUAAAUUAUGCAGGAAGGGUUAUGAAAAACAUCUUGAUAUUGUUUGGCCUUUGCACUGCCUUGUUAAUCAAAAAGGAAACCAUACGCAUGGAGCUAGGUAACCAAAGCAAGUUUGUGAAACUUUGAACAGUGGUGGAGAAUUGCUGUGGUGAGAUGAAGAGCAAAGGGAGGGUGUACUAACAACCCACCGGUUCGUAAUGAAGUUUCUUAAAGGGCUGUUCCUACAGGUAACAUUAAAUGUGAACUAGACACUUCAGAGUCAUUAAAGGGUUUCUAACUAUAUUAAUGUAAUAGUGAUUUACCACAGGCUGCCUUUGUUCCUUAUUACUGUAUAAAAUAUUCAAUUUUGCUUCUAUUAAUUUUGUUUACCAGAAACAUUAUUUUUCUCUUUCUGCUUUGUAAUUGAAUAAAGACUGCAUAAUCUGCAGUGGUAAUUAAUACACGGUUGUUACGGACCAGGGAAAAGUGCCAUAGAAGACCAAUAACUGUUCUUAAUCAGGGCUGUGAUUAGCCUGUCAUUGGAGCAAUAUUCAGUUAUUGCAGUUCAUUUUUAAUUACGUAUAAGUUGAUAGUUUGAAACAGGUAUAAGUUGCUUUUUUCAACCCAUGUGUAUCAAAGUAAAUGCUUUUAAUAAAGCUAGCAAAAACACCAGCCUCCUUUAGUUUUGAGACAAUGACCUGGAAGGGAGAGGAAUUACAGAUAGUUAGCGAUCUAAACAGGCAGUACUUCAGUACUUUUUCAAUAAGUGAACUCCAAUAUUAUUGCACUUCUUUCAAAGAUGUUGACUAUUGCUUAUUGUACUGUGUAUAGUUCUAAUAAUUUUAACUGAAACCCUUUAACAACUCUUUGUAUAUUAUUUUUAGUUGAUUUUCAGUAAUAUUUACAUAGAAAAUGAUUUUUUUGAUAUAUUAGCAGAAGUGUGCUGUAUUUUGAUAAAAUUCACUUAUUUUCUGUGUGCUGUUAAUCUUCAAAGAAAAGAAUGAGAAACAUAGCUAUAUAAUGACAGGAUUCAGUGUUCCCCUUCUAGGACACGUUUUGUUGUUUUCUAGUUUCUAUUUUUUUAUUGAAAAUGCAAAAUGUUCACAUCACAUGUUCAUUACUUUGAAUCACGUUAUUUUUACCACACACUGCCUUUCAAAGGGAAUGCAUACAAACAAAUCCUAAAUUUCCUUGGUCUUCUACAUAACCUGUAUCUUUGUGAAGGGAAAAGUCCAAAAAGCAGAACUGAUUCUUUACUGAUCUUGGACUGACUUUGUAUACAUUUUGUAGUACAUUUAAAUAUAUCACUGAGGAAUUAUACUGUAUUGUAUUUUGCUUUAAUCAUAACAGACGUUUUAAAUGCUGUUAUGUCACUUAAUUUUCAGAUUUAUGUAUCACAGGAAAAUUCUACCAAAAACUGUCUGGCUGUGGUAGAACUGCAGAAGUAGAAAUUUAUAGCAUGAAGUUUAGUACUUCUUGUGGAAAUACUUGGCCAAAGCUUGUCUUCAGUAAAUUAGCAAAUUAACUAUCUAAUAAAACACGGAUUAUUCUGAUUUUACUCAGUAAAUAUUGGAGUUUUCAGUGGACUGAAAUGUGUUUGUUCCUUCAGUGUCUGGGUGCAGAGAUAAACACAUGUCAAACUAGAUGAUCUUGCAGAGAGUGGGAGAAGGAUGUCUCCUUAACUACUUCUGACAGGAUUCAGUGGGAGGAGAGACAAUAUCAGCACUUUUCAUUUUGAAUGCAUCUUAAACUACAUUUUGAAUAGAAUAAAAUUCAUCAGCAGCCUAAGUUAUACAGCAUGGCAAUGAGUUGAUAAAAGCUCUUAAUUCUUUCUAUUCUUAAUAGUUCAUUAAAGAAUCAGUUCAACGGAUAUAAUGAAAAGAUGAAGUCUCCCACCUAUUUAUUUAUGUAAAUAUUUUUCAGGGUUUUUUUAGACUGGAGUUAAAAAAAUGUGUAUAUACUUGAAAGCAUUCUAUGAACACAAACAUAGCAAUAAGCAACACACAGAAUCAAACCUUUAUGAUUGUUUUGGUUUUGUUUAGAAAUACUCCCUUGUCAACAGCUAUGAAAUGUUUUUAUUGAUCAGCAUUUAUUUGACAUUCCAAAUUUUUGUAUAUAAUUAGACUGUUUCCGAGGUAACACAUGGAGAAUAGAUAAUAAACUAAUGCUCUUUAAAACAGUGUGUAAUUGACUCAUUUAAGUUCUAGGAAAUUCUCCAUAACACUUUUAUUCUUCUGUAGACCUUAGUACUCUAUCAAUAUACAUUAGUUAAGUCUUAUUCGUGUUUCUGGCUCUGUGCAUCUCAGUUCCCAGAGGUCUGCUCUAGGCGAUUUCAUUGCAAGACUGUGUUAUUCACAAUAAAGAAAUACUACUGUGAAUAACCCAGUCUAGCAAUGAAAUCAGCUAGGGUAGCCAGUGGCUUCUCUCCUAGAGAAAUGAGUGGUCUUUAUCUGAUCCAAAUGAAAUAGUUUCAAUAGCAGAGAGGGGUGACUAAGUCAAGGAGCCCGCUGAAACUAACAGCAUCUUGAGAGCGCUCUGGUGAGACGCACGAGGGUUAUGUGGUAAAGAAAGUGAAGAGAUAGGCACAGAAUUUCACAGGAGAGGUAAAUGCAGGUUUGCAUGCAGUUUUCUUGGAAACCACCUGACAAUGUAGUAACACAAACUGUUUUGUCCUUUUUUCGCUUGUAAAUGUGGAUCUGGUAUAUCAGUAUCACUUACUACUUGACUUCCUACUUCCUUUACAGAGAAAACUGAAUAACUGUACAGGCUACAGCCCUAAUGACCCUGGAGUAUUGGGCCGCUCCCUGUGUAAGGAGUUCUGUAUCUGCUACCUGAUUGGCCUUUGAAAUUUUUUCCCCCUUCAUCUUUUCUUUGUGAGCUCUCUUGUUGAAUACCUUUUUGUUGCCUUUUCUGCAUCAGACUUCAAAUUUAUUCCUUCCCAUUUAGCAGGAUUAUUUUUUAUGUUCCUGUGCAAUAGAGCUUUUGUUCUCCUACUUUAUUUCGUAACUCAAUGGUUUACUUCUUCAUUAAGCACCUGAGAAUGCUGGGUUCAACUUGGACUUUUCUGACUGGAGGCACUCUUUUAGAGAGUGUGUUUUUGGUAUAUUAUCUCUGUUGUCUUGGAUUAAAUUCAAUUUUGGAACAUGUCCAGAAUAUUCUGUUGCAGCUUCUAUGAGAAUACCUUGAAAUUGGGGUUCCACUACACCAAACAUGACAACUGCACUGUAAGAUCACCCCUGCCUGGAAGAGUUGUUCCCAUGUGUAGAACUGAAGUAGCCAGAGCAAGAGAAGUGAAAAUUUCUAUUUAAGAUCAUACACUGCCCAGCUGAAGUCAGAAAAAACCUCAGAUGUAAGGAUCAUCAGUUCAAUGCCUUGCUUAGGCAAUAUGCUACCUAUUGUCCUGCAGCAUUGAUGAAUUCUUGGCUGAAGUGUAUACAAUUUGGCUAGAAACUGAUUAUUUGAUAUAGUGUCUGAAUUCAUCUUGGCCAGUUUUGUGUGGUUCUAUGAUCUCUCAUAGUCUGUGUACUUGGAGCCAUAUUUUUGUCAUGAACAAGGAUAUUCUUUCAGUAAGUUUUCCUUGUGGCAUGUAUUAGGAAAAAAAAACAAAAACAAACCAACAACAACAAAAAGAAACAAAAAGAUCAAACAACAGAAGAAACAACUUUCUCAAAAUCUUCCUUACUCAAUUUUUGCUACCCAGUUGGGUAUAGCUGAUUUUAGGAACUUUUUUCAAGUUACAGUAUCAAAUAAUUUCUGUCCUUCUGGCCUUCAAGAAUUAUCUUUCCCAGAAGCCUGCCUGAAUAAGUCAAUUUAAGUAAUUUUUGAGAUCCUCUGAGUAGAUCAGUUGUUUUAAAUGCACUUACGUAGGAAAUUAAAGAACUGCUGGAGCACUCUGUAUAGUUUUCAUUUAAAAAGACAAAUUUGCAUCUGCCCUCUGAAAACAAAUGUUGGAACAUACGCUCCAACCAGAACAAGUAUACUUUCUGAAAUAAAACUUUCCUCUUAUUAAGGAAACUAGAAGUAUUUUACAAGAUAAUUGGUUUGGGUCAGAGGCUUGCUCAUAAAUGGCUGAUUCUGCAUCUAAAAAAGCCUAUCAUUAGUUACAUGUUUUAGUUCUUUCUUUGGAAAACUGUGAGUCUAAGAACCUAUCCUGUAAGAUGAAAAAAGCAGACAAAUCAUGAUUGCAGUAACUAAUUUAGAUAGCUCAAUGUAAAUAACGUCUAUCUUUAUUCUUUUAUUGCUCUUUGAAUGAAGUUUGGACCUACAGUAACUUGAAUAUUUUCUCAGCAAUAAUUACUCUAUCCAUGAGGACUGUAUCAAAUGAUGCUGGCCCGAAGUGCCUCUGUGCCGUGAGAGAAUCUCAGACCAUGCAAGUUCUCUGUUUCUGGGGGGUUUAGGGGCUUUUUUGGUGUUUUUUCACUCUUCAGAAACAGGGUAAGCCUGUAAGUUUUUAAGCUGCCUUCAACACAAGAAAAAAACCCCAACUCUUACUUUAAAUUAUUGGUUAAUGCCAAAUGAAGGUCGAGUUGUGCCUUGCAACUUGGAUUUGAAAGUAAACAAUCAACAAGAAAAUCUUACUGCCACAGCAGGUGAUUUUGGAAAAACUGGGUCUGUCCUUACUUGCUCCACGGAAUUAUAUCUUAAGUGACAUCUUGUAUGUUCUCACUACAUUUUAGAUUUAAGAGUGUGUUCGCAUUUGUCAGGCAUGAUUGAACCUAAUGCGCUGUUCUACUAAAGCAUGGAUUCAUACUUACCACAGCAUUUGUGAUGACAGAGGUCAUUUAGGUAGUUCUUGCUUAGCCCAUGUAGCAAUGAAGGUUAUUCAGGAAUUUAUAAUUUAAUACUUGGACUGACAGUUGCUAAAUGUUUCACUAAGCAGAAUGAUCUCCGAUGUACAGAAGUAUUACUGCACCCAGCUGACAGAAGCAUUAUGUACUUAAAAGGCAGUUGUUUCUAGGCUUGGGAACCUACUGUUUUUAAUUUAUGUUCUUAUUCAUCCUCAACAAGUAAGCAAUAAAUACGUGAUUUAAUUUUC